CAAGCGGCACCUGAGAGGCUAUCUCAGCCUACGCAAUGCUUCUGCGAGUAGCCUAGGUGAUGCCGGGCCGGGCAGGCAUGAGUAUACUUCAGGAAAAAGAGAACAUUUUCUCUGACUGUAAAAAGAAAUUCUGGAAUACAUAUAAGACUGGUCUGAUGUACUGGCCUUUUGUGCAGCUUUCAAACUUCGUUCUGGUCCCUGUUUACCUGAGAACAGCUUACACUGGCCUCUGUGGCUUUCUCUGGGCUAUCUUCAUUUGCUUUUCACAACAGAGUGGUGACGGCACAGCAAAGUCAGCUUUUAUGUGGUUCCAACAAGAGAAGGUCAAUGCAGAUGGAGAACCAUCAGAUAAAUGAGAAUGUUAUUUAACGUAAAAUGUAUUUUAAAUGUUUAAGCUGUGCUUUAAAAAGGCAGUGAAUUGCA
Messenger RNA from Pelodiscus sinensis (Chinese soft-shelled turtle), 423 nucleotides. It is a transcript of the gene MPV17L, whose product is annotated as MPV17 mitochondrial inner membrane protein like. Lineage: Eukaryota; Metazoa; Chordata; Testudines; Trionychidae. Gene Ontology annotation, cellular component: membrane; cytoplasm; mitochondrion. Gene Ontology annotation, biological process: mitochondrial ribosome assembly. The record is from RefSeq and is a predicted model, not a curated record.